This is a messenger RNA of Protobothrops mucrosquamatus (brown spotted pit viper), 4156 nucleotides long. RefSeq lists its product as uncharacterized. The transcript has 19 exons. The coding region runs from base 1 to 3828 and encodes 1275 amino acids. Gene Ontology annotation, molecular function: calcium ion binding. Lineage: Eukaryota; Metazoa; Chordata; Lepidosauria; Squamata; Viperidae. Gene Ontology annotation, biological process: homophilic cell-cell adhesion. The record is from RefSeq and is a predicted model, not a curated record. Gene Ontology annotation, cellular component: plasma membrane; cell-cell junction.
AUGACCCAGUACCGACCCAGAUUCUGGGUACGGUAUGUUGACGACACUUUUGUUGUCGUCAAACGAGCGCAUAGAGCUGACUUUAUGGGAAUACUAAACUCUAUCUAUCCGGAUAUUAAGUUUACUAUGGAGGAGGAGGCGCGGGGCUCACUGGCCUUCUUGGACGUGAUGGUCCAACGAUUGCCAGAUGGAUCCGUUAGCACCAAGGUCUACAGAAAGCCAACUCAUACAGACCGCAUCCUCCAUUAUAAUAGUAACCAUCCGGUCUCCCAUAAGGUCAGCUGUAUUAAGACGCUGUUCCAACGCAUACACACGCACUGCAGCACAGCGAGGGCCAAAUUUGAGGAGAGGAGGUAUUUGCACCAGGUCUGCCGCUUGAAUGGCUACCCUCUGAGAUUUGGUACACCGGCAAGUCAUGUACGAUAUAAAGUAGAUGUUGUCCAGUUCCCAUAUAGUGCAAGUAUCUUUGAUGUUGAAGAAGAAUCUGGAUGUGUAAUAACCAGAGUGAAUCUUAAUGAAGAACCUAGUACAUUGUUUAAGCUUGUGGUCAUUGCCUAUGAUGAUGGUGACCCUGUGAAAUUUAAUGCAACCACUGUAGAAAUUUCCGUAUUGCAACCCUCAGUGAUUCCACGGUUUACCCAGGAUGAGUACAGGCCCCCACCUGUGCAUGAAGGUGCCCCCAAAGGAACCCAAGUGGUUGUGGUAACAGCUGCUGCCUUGAAUCAAACAAUUGUCUAUUCCAUUGUUUCAGGAAAUGAAGAUGGGAUGUUUACCAUUAACAAUAGAACAGGAGUUAUCUCCAUUCAAAAAUCUCUGGAUUAUGAAACUGCAAAAAAAUAUUUGCUUCGGGUGCAAGCAGAUUCAUUGAUAGUAGUCCGUUCUAAUUUGCCAGUGCCAUCCAAAAGCAAUACUGCAAAGAUAUUCAUUGAGAUUCAGGAUGAAAACGAUCAUGCUCCUAUCUUCACAAAAAAGAUUUAUAUAGGAGGUGUCUCUGAAGACGCUAGAAUGUUUUCUUCUGUGAUCAAAGUAAAGGCCCAUGAUAAAGACACUGGCAACUAUAGUGCCAUGCAGUAUAGACUCAUCAUCCCUCCAAUCAAAGAUGGCAAAGAAGGCUUUGUGAUUGAACCAUAUACAGGACUGAUCAAAACAGCAAUGCUCUUCAAAAACAUGCGACGAUCUUAUUUCAAGUUUCAGGCCAUCGCAACGGACAAUUAUGGGAAAGGGUUGAGCAACAAAUCAGAUGUACUUGUCUCAGUAGUCAACCAGCUGGAUAUGCAAGUCAUUGUGUCAAAUGUACCUCCUACUCUUGUAGAACAAAGCAAAGAUCAGCUUAUAGGGAUUUUGGAACGCUAUGUGCAAGACCAGAUUCCUGGUGCAACAGUUGUGGUGGAAUCCAUUGGUGCUCGCAGAUAUGGUGAUGGAUAUUCAGAAGAAGAUUAUUCCAAAUCUGACCUCAUGAUCUAUGCAAUCGAUCCUCAGACAAACCGUGCUAUAAUGAGGAAUGAACUUUUCAAAUUCUUGGAUGGUAAGCUUCUGGAUAUCAAUAAAGAAUUUCAACCAUACCUCGGGCAAGGAGGACGUAUUUUGGAAAUAAGAACACCAGAUGUGGUGGCCAAUGUCAAAAAGCAGGCACAAGCUGUGGGCUACACAGAAGGAGCUUUGCUGGCUCUGGCUGUCAUCAUCAUUCUUUGCUGCAUGCCUGCUAUUUUAAUAGUUAUGGUCAGCUACAGACAGAGACAAGCUGAAUGUGCAAAGACAGCUCGCAUCCAGAUGGCCUUACCAACUGGCAAAUCAGCAAGCAUUCCUGCCAAUAAUCUCUACGAGGAACUGGGUGACAGCACCAUACGUGGAUAUACACAGCAAGAGCAACAGCAAUUGCUGAGACCUUCUCUUCUCAGACCUGAGGAACUUUCAAUGGAAUCAGGUAUUGAUCCUGGCCAAGAGUAUUAUGGGCAAGAUUACUACAGUUAUGAACAUGGGUACGAAUUGCCUCAAUACGGAAGUCGGCGGCGCUUGUUAUCUCCUUCUGGGAUGUACGAUGAGUAUGGAGAAGUGGUUGUGGAGAGUGAUAGUGGAUAUUAUUAUAGUCCACAGGGGACUUCUACAGAAGCAGAGGGAACAAGUCAAGUUGGAAGAGCUGUAAUCCAGAAACCAGGUUCUCAAUUAGCUCUUAGUAGUAAAGGUAAAGAGAAGACUGUAAGAGAAAGUCCAGUCCAGAAAAGAAGAAAACUAAGACCAGUGAUGCAGCUGGGCCGAAUAGCAGUUAGUGCUCAUAGGCCAGCAACAACUGAAGCAGCACCAUCCCCAUGGAAAAAAGCCAAGAUAUUUCCAAUGAUGCUACAAAAAGGAGGAGGUAAAGAUUCAGAUUAUGUCAAGCUGAUGGCAGCACAGCAGGCAGAUGGAGAAGACAGUAAGAAAUCAGCAGGUGAUGGACCAUCUUCAAAAAAGCUUGGCCGUAAAUUUAAACGUGCUAGUAUUUUGAAGAAAGGUCAGGAGCAUGGUACCUCUGAGGAAGUAAGUGAAUCUGAAUCUAAGUCUGGAAUCUCAAUUAGUGUCACAGCAGAAAGUGAAUCUGAAGUUAGUGAUUAUGGAAAAAAGAAAGAAAUGACAUCAUCUUCUAAAACAACAUCAUCUUCUAUGACAACAUCAUCUACUAAGUCAACAUCCUCCUCUUCCUCCUCCUCCUCCUCCUCCUCCUCAUCAUCAUCAUCAGAAAGUAGUUCUUUGACAUCUCAAUCAGAUAAAGAUUAUUUGAAAGUUACCCUAGAUCAAGAUGAAGCUACUGAAAGCACGGUGGAUUCUGAUGAAGAACAUUCAGAUUCAUCUGGCUCCUCCUCAAGCAGCGACUCAGAAGACGGAACAAUCAAUUCUCAGCGCAAAGUUUCUGACCUUGUGAAAGAUGAUACAGAGUCAAAUAUCUCAUCAUUGAUGCAAAGUUCCAUCAGCAGUGAAGUUACUACAAGGUCAAGGAAGGAUGAGACUUCUGGGUCCAGUUUCAAAACACGUUCUAGAGCUGGAAGGAGCAGUGAAGAAGAGAGUGAUGGACAUGCUACUGAAAAGGAGAAAAGCACUAUCAAGAAACCAGCAUCAGUAACAGUUUCCAAAGAAGACAUGAAAAGUGAAAAUAUAAAGAAAAGAGUCCCUGAAGAGUAUUUAGGUGAAUCAGACCAUGAUACCAAAGAUGUUCCCGAUACUACAGAAUCAGACAUUCCUAGUUUACAUACUUUUAAGCACUGCUUUGGAUAUAACGUUGGUACCAACGAUAUUUCUUCCCAAUGGGCCAAAAAGAAAAGGAUCAAGUUGGUCCUUGAUCCUGAAUAUGAGAGCAGCUCCACUGGAGAGGACAGUGCCCUGGAAAGCCAGAGGAAUCGUCUCAGCAAUCCCAAUAUUCCAGCCAAUGUCAACGGCAAUAUAUACAUAGCCCAAAAUGGGUCAGUUAUCAGAACACGUCGAAGUUGCCUUUCAAACAAUUUGAAGGUCACAUCUCCUGCCAGAUUGGGAAAACAAUUCAAGAAGCUUGAUAAGUUAGGUGUAACACACGAGGAAAACAUCCCACUGAACACAUUUCCCACGGGGGCAUCAUCUAACGAUAAACUGAACACCAGACCCUGUAAUGUUUCCUUUGCUGCCUCUGCAGUAGACACUGACAACAUAGCAACAAAAGCAGCAGGGAGCAGAUUUAAAAGCACAGACCAGCAAGAGUCCAUCAUUGGUAAUGAAGGUAUCAAAGAGUCUUCGGACUUGCCCGGUGAUCACGCACAGUCAGAAGAUGAAGAACUCUGGAUGGGCCCUUGGAACAACCUUCACAUACCAAUGACAAAACUGUGACCUCUCUUUUUUCACUUUAAUUUUUAUCCCCAUUUAUAAUAAUUAUAAUGAUAACAAUAAAACCACUUUUUAUCGUCACCAAGGAAAACCGUACAAACUUUGUAAUUGUGCACAUGAGUUGUAUACUUCAAACAAAAUGCUUUAAAGUAAAAGGAAAACAAAGACAAAACAAACAACAAAAAAUCAGAAAAUUUGCACUCACGUUUGUACUAAUUAAUUUUUCUUCCCACAAGUCUUUUUUCUGAUGGGCUCCAAAUUCACUGAACAAAUUCUCAUUAAAAUGGACUCAUUUGUUGGCUUCAGAGUUAUUGCCUAAUAAUAACAACCA